AGGUUGCAUAUUUAAAGGAACUCAGUAGAACGUUUAACAAAAUAUCAAUCAGCCAGAAAAUUUGCAAAUUUAGAUGUUCAUUAUUUUAACUGAAAAUCUAGAAUCAUGAUGAAUUUUUUGAAUUUCUUAACGAUCCUGUUAUUUGCCAGUACGACUCGAACCGAGCUGAUUGCAAAGGGGGACAAAAAGGUCCUCGUCCUGUUGGACAAUGCUAAUAUUAAGGAGACCCAUUCAAAGUUUUUCAAAUCGUUAACAGACAAAGGAUUUGAGUUGGAUUUCAAGCAGGCCGAUGCGGCUUCCCUGACAUUGUUUAAAUACGGAGAACGCCUGUACAACCAUAUAAUAAUUUUUGCGCCGUCUGUGGAUGAAUUCGGUGGGCAGGUUAAAGUGGAAGCCUUGGCCAACUUUGUUGAUGAUGGUGGAAAUUUACUUGUGGCAGCCGGAGACAAUUUGGGCGAAGCGAUCCGCGAUUUGACAGCUGAAUUUGGAUUCGAACUGGACGAAGAUACCAGUCGCGUUGUGGAUCAUUUUCACUAUGACGCAAAACUGGACGACGGCUGGCAUUCGACGGUUAUUGCUGACUCUGCAGCCCUGCUAAAAGCACCGACCAUUGUCGGCAAGCCCGCGAAUGCUCCUUUGCUCUUCCGUGGUGUCGCUUUGCUGCCGGACAAGGAAAAUCCGCUUGUUUUGGAAAUUUUAAGAGCGCCUUCCACGGCAUACUCGCAUCAUCCUACCCGUCCGAUUUCUUUGUUUCCUUCCGGAAUCGGCCGGAAUAUUGCUCUUAUUGGAGCACUGCAAGCCAGGAAUAAUGCCCGUGUUGUGGUUUCCGGUUCCUUGGAAUUUUUUAGUAACCAGUUCUUCGAUGCCACCGUUAAUCCGGCUGAGGGAGAAAAUCAGGGAUCUUCUUCGCAAUCCGGAAAGGCAGGAAACGCCGACCUGGCGAUCGCGCUGGCAAACUGGGUGUUCAAAGAAUCUGGCGUGUUGAAAGUGGGAGCUGUGCGACACUAUCGCGAAGGAGAAUUCUCUGAGCCAGCCGAUUACACGAUCAAAGAUAAUGUUGUGUAUACCAUUGAAAUUACCGAAAAACAAGGUGACAAAUGGGUGCCUUACCACGGUGAAGACGUACAGCUCGAAUUUGUUCGUAUUGAUCCUUUCGUUCGCACGAAAUUGACAAGAAAAGAUGGAAAGUUUGUCGCCCACUUUGUGGUUCCCGAUGUUUACGGUGUCUACCAAUUCAAAGUGGAUUAUGACAGAUUGGGAUACACUCACUUAUUUUCGACUACACAAGUAUCCGUGCGCCCAUAUAAGCAUACCGAAUACGAAAGAUUCAUCGGAUCUGCAUUCCCGUAUUAUAUAAGUGCUUUAUCAAUGAUUGCGGGCACUUUCUUAUUUGUGAUAGUGUUUAACAGCUUUAAAGAUGACGAACCGGCAUCAGUGCCGGCUAAGCUUAAGAAGGAGCAGUAAGUGAUGUUUUUUUGGCUACGAGCAUUCGACGAGCUCGCAGCACCAUUAUUUUGUUGUUAUUGAUUUUAUUGGUUUCGAUGACUUAUAAUUUCAUUUUGAGUCAAAGAAAAGUUUUGUGAUGGUCCGGGCCUGACGUAAUUUGUUACGGGCCUUACGGCGUCAUUGUUUUAUUUACAAAAUAUUUGUACAAGGCG
Molecule: messenger RNA, 1658 nt
Organism: Paramacrobiotus metropolitanus
Lineage: Eukaryota; Metazoa; Tardigrada; Eutardigrada; Parachela; Macrobiotidae
Product: dolichyl-diphosphooligosaccharide--protein glycosyltransferase 48 kDa subunit-like
Exons: 9
Coding region: 106-1464 (452 amino acids)
Cellular component (GO): oligosaccharyltransferase complex; endoplasmic reticulum membrane
Source: RefSeq, a predicted model, not a curated record